This is a messenger RNA of Rubroshorea leprosula, 5029 nucleotides long. The record is from the annotation of a GenBank genome assembly. Lineage: Eukaryota; Viridiplantae; Streptophyta; Magnoliopsida; Malvales; Dipterocarpaceae.
GGCGUCAGAUUGCCCAGUUUGGUCAUGCAUGAGGUCGAUCGCAAAUCAUAAAAUGUCACUCCUCAUCUUUAGGGUCGAACACUGUGCUAUUGGAACUCUUAACCUAGUUCAUCAACCGAACACUAAGGGUGAAGUAAUGUUGGGAUUAGGUCCAACACUCGCUUCGGGUCACACACAACAGGCUCAGUUAUAUGCUCACAGGCCCGACUUUCGGAACAUCGGCAAGAAGCAAGGAGCAGCGGCGAGGAAUGACGACGAGAAGUGAGAAUGAGCCCACUGGUGAGAGAUCUCUUCCUUCCAGACUGCCAAUGUACGAUCGAAACCUUCUGAAGAAAGCAACCUCUUACCUAUUCACAAACUUCCCUGAAAACUGGUCUCCUAAGCGGCUCUGGUACCUGUUUGCAACCUACAGUGCUGGGCUAGGAAAAAUUGUGGAUGUGUUUAUUCCUAGAAAGAAGGACAGAAAAGGCAACAAAUUUGGAUUUGUGAGAUUUUCUGAUGUGAAAGACAAAGGCAGGUUGGAGAAAUCACUUAAGAUGAUCUGCUUUGGAGCAAAGAAACUCAGGGUUACCAUAGCCAUUGACAGAAAGCCACAACAGCCAGCCCCAAAACCAUCUCGCCCUCUACCACCGCCACCACCCCCUGGAACCUUCAAACUGAGAUCUUUUGCAGAUUUCCUUCUACACGGGCUAAACCUUACCAAUCCUACCAACAAAACCCACCAAGAAAAUACCAUACCCCAAACCCAACCAAUGGAAAAAGCCAAGGAACGGAAGAAUGCAAUGACUGUCCUAGAGGUGGACGAUGACAUGGUGGACUCUAGUUGGCUUUCAAAUUGUGCUAUUGUCACUCCAAUGGGGGGACGCAAAGUAUUGCUAAAAGUUGAUGAUCGGAACAUAGUAACCAAGCUUAUUGAGGAACAUGAAGCAUGGUGGUGCAAAUGGUUCAGUAGAAUCAAAUUAUGGAGCCCACUCGACAUAGCUAAAGAAAGGUUUGCUUGGGUCAGAAUAACUGGUCUUCCUUUACAAGUUUGGAACCAGAGAACGUUCAAGAAGAUCGGGAAUCACUUGGGAAAUUUCAUCAAGGUGGAUCCUUAUACAGCUGAGAAAGUGUGCCUUGAUGCUGCUAGAGUCCUCAUCACAACAACUGGAACAAAUCAAAUUGAGCAAGACAUUUCCUUGAAUGUUCGAAAUCAUUUUUACCAGUUAAAAAUUAUAGAAGAAAGGUGGCGGACUGAUCCUUGGUGGUUAAAUGCAUCCCAAAUCUAUGACAGUGAAGAAUUUGAGUUUGAUGAUCUUUCUGAUUCGGUCUCCGAUCAAGCCUCCGAUGUUGUAAGUCCCAAGAAGAACACUGUUUUGAGUAAUGAUGUAGUUGCUUUGGAAAAUGAUGCUAGAAGAAGUGUAGAAGGUCUUGUGUCAGAAUAUGGUGGCGACAAAUCUAGUUUUCAAUCUUCUACUGACUCCCACUCACGUGGAAAGGAACCCAAAGACCAAAAUACCCCAAAAGGCUUAACAACGGCCCACACUAGCCCAAUUCAGAACACUCCCCCAAUAUCUCUAGCCCAUGACCAAUCGGAGACAUAUCACCAUCAAGAUCCAGAUGAUCUACAAAAUGUCGCAGAUCUCCGAAACACAGAAUCCCUAACAUAUGUCACAGGAUUGCACCGUGGAGCAAGGAAGAAGAAACCCAAGCAAAUGAAACGAUGCAAGAGGCGGCUGUUUGGAUCCAAACGUUCAGGACCUUCUAUAUCAGACAAUUUUAUAGAAAGGAGAAGCAGGCUAUCAGUGAAAGAGAUUGUCUCAUCUAAUACUCGGGGGCUUGGAAACAACAUCAAGCGGAAAGAAUUAAGGAGUAUGGUCCAACGGGAGCAUGUAAAUUUCCUGAUGAUUCAAGAAACAAAAGUUGAAAGGGUUGAUGAUCAGUUGUGUAGAUCAAUUUGGGGGCAGGAUAAUGUCGAGUGGUGUGCAAAAGCCUCUGAUGGUAAGGCUGGCGGUCUCCUAUGUUUAUGGGAUCCUAGCUUAUUUGAGAAGAUUGAGGUGUUUGAAGGUGAUGGCUUCUUGGGUAUUGAGGGAUUAUGGGGAAAAAAUAAAUCAAAAUGCUGCUUGUUGAAUGUGUAUGGUCCCUGUAAUGUAGCUGGUCGUGUAAAAUUAUGGGAAGACUUAUCCAAUCUGAUUGAAGCUCGAAAUUGUUUCUUCUGCAUUGGAGGUGAUUUCAACUGUGUCAGGGGAUCACAUGAAAGAAAAGGUAGAAUGACUUCUCAUCCUGGAUCUGACAAUUUCAAUUUGUUUAUUGAAUCAAACUGCCUUGUUGAUUUACCCCUUUCAAACAGAAAAUUUACCUGGUAUAAUAGCAAUGGGUCUGCUCAAAGUAGAUUGGAUAGAUUUCUUUUAUCAGAGAAUUAUCUGGAAUUCUGGGGCAAUUGUGUUCAACUUGCAUUAAAAAGAAGCAUCAGUGACCACUGUCCUAUCAGUCUAAGCUCAAGCAACCAUGAUUGGGGUCCCAAACCUUUCCGAUCUAUAAAUAGCUGGACAAUGCACCCCAACUUUAAUCCAAUGAUUGAGAAGUUGUGGAAUUCCUUUGAAAUUGAAGGAUAUUGGGGGUUUAAAUGUAAAGAAAAGGUCAAAAAGCUUAGGCAGCACUUGAAGACAUGGAACAAGGAAGUAUUUGGCAAUAUUGACAGCCAACUUGAAGAGGCACUGAAGAAAGUUGAGAUAGUCGAUGUUAGAUGUGAAGAUCAAGAUCCUUCAGAUGAUGAUAUUCUCAAAAGAAAAGAUGGAUUUGCAGAGUUAUGGGUUUGCCUUAAGAAGAAAGAAAGUCUAUGGCGACAAAAAUCUAGGGCAACCUGGAUCAAGGAAAGGGAUGCAAAUACUGGCUUUUUCCACAGGAUUAUUAAUGGUAGGAGAAAGAAGAAUAUGCUUUGGGGGAUUGACAACCAUGGCUCCUGGAUUGAUGAGCCCAUGCAAUUGAAGCAAAUAAUUAUGGAUCACUUUAAAAACCAAUUCUCUUCUCAAUCUUACCAACAACCAAGACCAUGUUUGGAGCACCUACAAUUCAGCAAAUUAAAUGAACAAGAUAAGCUUAUGUUGGAAGCAGAAUUUUCAGAUGAUGAGAUCAGAGAUGCUGUUUUUUCUUGUGCAAGUGACAAAGCUCCAGGGCCUGAUGUCCCUAAAAAGAAAAAUCCCACAUCCUUGAAGGAAUUCAGGCCGAUCAGCAUGGUUGGGUGCCUAUAUAAAAUCCUAGCUAAGGUACUUGCUAAUAGACUUCAGAAGGUAAUUGGUAAGGUGAUAAGUGCAAGUCAAUCUGCUUUUCUAAAAGGAAGGCAACUUGUUGACAGUGUUUUAACUAUAAAUGAGCUUGUGCAUGACAUGAAAAGUAGGAGAAAAAAGGGUAUUAUCUUUAAAGCAGACUUUGAAAAGGCUUUUGAUUCUGUUGAUUGGGGCUAUCUGGAUACAAUUCACCAUCUACUUGGCUUCGGUGAGAAAUGGCGAAGUUGGAUCAAAGAAUGCUUAUCGUCUGCUUCUGUCUCUGUUCUUGUCAAUGGAAGUCCAACACAAGAAUUCAAGAUGCAGAGAGGACUAAUGCAAGGUGACCCUCUUUCUCCAUACUUAUUCCUUAUUGCUGCUGAAGGCUUGCAUGCUCUUCUCAUUGAGGCAGAAAUGAAAGAUAUGUUUAAAGGGGUGAAGGUUGAUGAGAAUACUUCAGUUUCUCACCUUCAAAUUAAUUUCAAUAAAAGCAUUUUGUAUGGGAUUAAUGUGGAUGAGCAAUGGCUUAGCAUGGCAGCCCUGGCCUUAAAUUGUAAAGCUGGGAAAUUACCAUUUAUUUACCUUGGGCUUCCUGUUGGUGGCAAGCUCUUAUCAUUCGGUGGUCGUAUCACGCUUCUCACGUCGGUACUCUCUGCUCUCCCUCUUUUUUACUUCUCUGUUUUUAAAGUUCCUAAUGGCAUCCUAAAAGAACUUAUUAGAAUCCAAAAAAACUUCUUAUGGGGGGGUUUUGAUGAGAAUAAAAAGAUUGCUUGGGUUAAUUGGGGUAAGGUCUCUCUAGCUAAAACUAAGGGAGGUCUCGGUAUCCCAAACCUAUCCAUUAGGAACAUCGCCCUUUUAGGAAAAUGGUGGAACAAAUUCUACGAUGAUGCUGAAAAUGAGAAUCUAUGGAAAAAGAUUGUUGUUAGUAAAUACUAUGCUGGCUCUACAUGUAAUUUUAUCCACAACACUACAUCCUCAAGAUUAUCUUCUUUUUGGAAAGACAUUUUAUCUAUUGACAGGCUAGAUGAACUCAAGAUAUUGGAGGACACUUUGCGAAGUGCUACUGUAUCCGAAGGCAAAGGAGAUAGAAAAUUUUGGAAGCACUGUCCCUCAGGAUAUUCUGCAAAAAUGGCAUACUUGUUUCUUGAUGUGUCUCCUUCCUGCCUUGAUGAGAACAUUUGCAAAUUGAUAUGGAAUCAAUUAAUGCCAGCUAAAGUUAGUGUCUUCACCUGGUGCCUCUGCUUAAAUCACCUCCCUACCAAGGAUAACCUCAUACAGCGUGGUGUUGAUUUAGUAUCAAACCCGUCAUGUGUCCUAUGUGGUAGUUAUAUGGAAGAUGCAAACCAUGUUUUUGCAAAGUGCAAAUUUUCUCAAAGCCUUUGGAACCGUAUAUGCUGCUGGUGGGGACUUCAAUUCAUCCAUACUGACCACAUCACCCAUCUACUUCUACAGCUUUGCUUGCUUCCAAUCCCAAAGAAGGCAAGCCACCAUUGGGCUCUUACCAUCUUUACAACAGCUUGGGCUAUUUGGUACUCCAGAAAUGGUAUUGUUUUCAACAAACUUUCUUGGGAUGAGAAUUAUAUUACAGAUUUAGUGCAAGUUAAGACUUUUACUUGGAUUAAAGGAAGGUCGAAAUCUACUAGUUUUUGCUUAAGUGACUGGUAUCAGUUUCCAAUGCUUUGUGCAACCCAGUCCUAACUCCUUCCCUUUCUCCUUCCCUGUUUUUUCUUCAUGUAAUGGGUGAGUACCCCUUGUACUCAUUCUCUUAAUAAAAUUUUGCUUUUGAU